CCACGCAAAAGCCCAGACCCAAGCGCGAACGCUAUUCCCAGCCCGCUAUCGUUGCUCGAACCCCGCCGGCCCGAAAUUCAUCAUUGCCUCAGCUAUACGGCAACAUUGGUCCUAAUCGGUCAUGAUGCCUUCGAAGCAGCCCGCAUGACUUGGAUGGGACUAGUAUAGCCUUUGGAUACCCUAAGUCUUUUGCAAGACCGACUUGGGCACAAUGGCAAGCACGACCGCGAGCACGCUCGAUGUAGACUGGCUGCUGCCAUCGAAGAAAGAGCCCUCUCAAUCCGUAUCACAGAAGACCAGCCAGAAAGAAGACUCUCGAUUAGAUACAGCGCAGACCGGAUCGACCGAGCCACCUCCGACACAGGCGCCGACUAAUAUCAAGGCUUCGAAAGGCUCAGAGGAUGCAUCGUAUCCACCAUCUGCGGUGCAAAAGCCAUCAAUAAUAGUCAACGGGAAGCAGAAAGCCUCACAAAACGGUGCGCCGACCAAUGCGCCAUCCCCCCAAUCUCAGACCCGAAGCCAGCCGUCCUCUCGGCCUUCCCUGGGGCGAGGACAAAACACAGACGACACAAAGAAGGGUACGAAGAGCAACACACCCAACGCAAAGAAGGAUGGAAGGAGGAAUUCUUGGAUAUCGAGUCUCAGCUCCAAAUUCUCGUCAUCGAAUUCUCCUACACCUUCGCAUGGGACUACCGGCAAUGGACAACCACAAGGUCAUGCGGGAGUACCGUCACCUCAACCCAGUCCAAGGUUGGAAGUACCAAACCCAUUCAACAAGAAGGAAAAUACCAGAGAAACGCAAAAUGAGAUCAAGAAAGAAGAUCCUAAGACAAACCCUGUAACCAUUGGUCCACGACGGCCCUCUGUACUGGUUGCUGCAGGCAAGGAAACUAAGUUGGAUCAUCCGGGUUUCCUAUCGAGCGCUCUGCGACGGUUGUCCUCGUCUACAAAUACAACCAUGGGCAGGGGUGCUGGAAGCGGAGCGCUUUGUCCGAGAAGGGUGAUGAAUAUCGAUCACAAUCGCGAACGGAUCAAAAUUGGCGAAUUCGACCAGCACAAGUUGAAAAGAGUAGCGUUCUGUGUUGACGUGGAAAUUGCUGGGUUUUCUGCUCAAGCAGAUGAAGAACCUGAUAACUAUAGUCAUCAACCAGUUUCUAGUACACAGAAGCAGACCAUUACAAUGGAAAAUCAAGCCAGUGGACAGAAGGACGCCAGAUCAAAAGAUAGGGAUGAAGGAGCUGCCUUGAAAGAUGCAUCGGCAGCAGGUGAAGGCGCUGCUCUGAAGGAUCCUACAGCAGCUGUAGAGUCCACAGAAAAAGCACAACAAUCGGAACCCGAACCGGCCCCGCAGACCGCAGAUACAAAGAAGCAAGUUCCCGUUGACGCUGACGGCCCGCCCCCCAGCGAGCCUCAGGCGGUGCCGUCAACGAGAAAGAAGGAGAAAAAGAAAAGGUCAGAAGCGGAGCGAAAAGAACGAAAAGAGCGGAAACGGAAGCAUGCACAAGCCAACGGGUUAGUACCCCUUGAGCUGACGCGUGACGACGACGACUCGGAUUCAAGCCCCAGCAACACUCCCCCAGGCGCAACCACUCCUAGACGACCUGUUGAUGGCCCUACCACAGAUCCUCUCAGAAUCUAUAAACGCUGUUGUCAGCUUCGAGAGACAACAGUAUUGAGUCGCAUGAAGGAACAGAUCACAAAACCAUCUGCAACCUUGGCGGAAGCACCAGGCACAGUGGCGGUCAUGGACCUAACGGGUCUUCAAAUGCAACUGCAAGAUAUCGUCACAUUCGGCGACUGGCUCGCGGUUGUACCGGUCCGGAAGCUCAUCUUGGAAAACUGUGGUCUGACUGAUGAAGGGGUAAGGGUGAUCUUGGCCGGUCUUGCCAGCUGCAAAUCUGCAGAGCAGGCUCGGCAGAACAGAAAGAUCCCAAAAAGACACAGCGGCAAACGUGAAAUUGAACGCAUGGGCGUGAUCGAGAAGCUGUCCCUAAAAGGGAAUCCUGGAAUCACGAACGUGGGCUGGAAACACAUUGGUCUUUUCAUGCACAUGUCACGGUCCUUAAGAGCAAUCGACCUGUCUGGGAUUAAGUUUCCCGCCUCUGGCGAUUUAUCCAGAACAUCUUCUGCAAAUACUUCGGGAAGCUAUACUGGCAACGACGCCAAUGCGCGAACCCCCGAUCUUGGCUCUUUGAUCAUUCACGCACUGCUGGAAAGGUUAGGCGACAAAUUCGAGGAGCUCAUUCUCAGCGGUUGUGAACUAUCAACCACCAACGUGCGAGACAUUGUUGGAUGUGCCAUAGAACGCAAUAUCCGACGUUUGGGUUUGGCCUCCAACAAUCUGGAUGAGGAGGCAGUAACACAUGUCGUACGAUAUAUGCAAUCUGGCUGUUGCGAAGGUCUUGACCUUGGAGAGAAUGACCUCCAUGGGUUUGGACAUCUACUUGCUGAAGCAGCUGACGACAAGUGCCCGCUCUUCGCUAUAAGCCUGGCUGGCUGCAAUCUGACCACAAGCGAGCUCAGCCCGAUUCUGACUCCAUUCACCAAACUCACCAACCUCAAAUUCAUGGAUCUAUCUCGAAACAAAGCUCUGUUUGAUCAACAACCAACGGCUGUUCCUGUCCUCCGAAAGCUGCUACCGAGGUUGAAACCUCUCAAAAGGAUUCAUCUGGCUGAUAUGGACAUGACUCCCGAACAGGCCAUCGCACUCGCUGAAAUCCUCCCGGAUUGUCCUUCCAUAAUGCAUGUGAGCAUCCUGGACAACGCUCCGCUGAUAAACGCCAUGAAUUCAAAGAUCGCAAGCGCUCAAGAGGAGGCUUGCGCACUGUUUGCAUCCCUGAUGACCGCAGUUCGCGUUUCUGGUACUAUCAGCGCUGUUGAGAUUGAGAUUCCCAGUGCGGACAGCAGUGAAGUCAUCAAAGCGUUAGCAUCCCAAGUGGUUGCUUACAGUCUCCGAAAUAUGGAACGCACCACACUCGGCGAGGUUGGCGUUGAGGCUGCGAAGCUGGACGAAAAGAAGGCACCAGAAGUACUGCUUCAUCUUGUUGGGCAUAUGGAAGGCUACUCUGAAAACCACGACAAUGAUGACCCUGCUCCCGAUGAAGAUUACAUGAUUGCAUCUACAGGAAUCGUCAGAGCUCUUGAUGUGUGCUUGACAAGCAAAGAUUUCACAAGUCGAUCACAGUCCAGAAAUAUCAGUCCAAGCAGAAGCGGGAUGGAGACGCCCACGACACCAACGACACCUAGGGUAGGUCCCCAGCGGGUGAAGCCACGUGACGUUAGUUUGCAGCUGUGCGACAGUGCAAGGAAGAUCAGAAUGAGGCUGAGGCCUGUACUGGUCCGCGAAGAUCGGGCUGGAAACGACUAUAACUACCGGCGUUUGUUUCACCUUGACCAAACUCUGCAACGUAUGAUACAGCGUUUCGAGGACGAGUACCCAGAGACAAAGACGGCAUCGGCGUCACUUCCUAAUGGCAAUGGGGUGCCUUCACCUGAUCCCUCAAUGGUAGACGAAGCUCUGCUUUCGGCGUCUGUGGGUUCGAAUGGGCUUACCAGGAUGUUGUCUGCGGACGAGUACUUUCCUGAUUCAGAGCAACAAGGUCCUUAUGCCGUCAGACUUUCGAGAAAUGCUUCGACUGCGUCACUCGCUGCGAAGGCAUUCACUGAUGAGGAAGGUCGGAUGCACCGACUGGGACAGAGUAUCCGCAGAGAAGUGCUUCGACCGACAGGCAUGGAUGACAAUCUUCAUGGUACAAGCACAGAUGACGACCCAGAAGCACCUCAUCUGGCAGCUCUUCGAGCCAAACUUGAGCACAUCAAAGGCGAAGACCUACGCCAGAGGGUAGAAAGGGAAGGGGCAGAUAGUGUGCUGCGAGAACUUGGUGUGAACGCACAGGAGCUAUUGACUUUGAGGGAAACAGACCCAGAAGGAUUUGAGGCAUUCCGAAAGUCUCAGAUGGCCGCGCAGAUCAAUGCAGGCAUGAUCAAUGUCUAAGGAAUGUACUUUGGGAGGUCUUUGUGUUUUGUGAGCGCUUUGUCGAUGAUUGGUUAAUGACGGGCACUGUGACCAUA
Molecule: messenger RNA, 4071 nt
Organism: Exophiala viscosa
Lineage: Eukaryota; Fungi; Ascomycota; Eurotiomycetes; Chaetothyriales; Herpotrichiellaceae
Exons: 3
Coding region: 212-3994 (1260 amino acids)
Source: RefSeq, a predicted model, not a curated record